This is a messenger RNA of Eruca vesicaria subsp. sativa (arugula), 2577 nucleotides long. The record is from the annotation of a GenBank genome assembly. Lineage: Eukaryota; Viridiplantae; Streptophyta; Magnoliopsida; Brassicales; Brassicaceae.
AUGAAGAUAGCCAAUGGGUAUCUUGUUGAGGGAGUUUCUGAGAGGAAAGACGAUGUCUUUUCUCAUCCUUGGUGUUCAAGUAUUGCUAAAGGUGAUUCCUUUGACUAUGGGAGGAGGAACAACACUGGAGAUUCUGUUGAUAUUCUUGAUGUUUUGCCUUCUGAUCCUUUUGGCAUGGAUAUCAACAAUACUUUCACUGCCAUCACUGGAUGGCUUGAGGAUCUGGAGGCUGAUUAUGGGAUGAGAUAUGAGAGUGGGGUUGGUGAUGGAAACCACCACCAGCUCUUUGCUGGGUUGAGUUUCAUUUGGAAUAAUGCAAUGCGGUUUCAGGAGUUUCCGGAGAGUGAUGGGUGGGGGUCGUUGAACGGGUUUGGUGAUGGAUCUUGUCAUGGUGCGGCCUUCGUAUCUGCACCAGUGAGCCUCGUGGAUGUGAGGGAUGGUGGCGAAGUUGCAGAAAGCAGUGGUCGCUGCAGCAAUGAUGGAGGAGAGAACGCAAACGUUCAUCCAGCGUUUGGUUUUUGUCUUUAUCACUUGGGGGUGAAGGAUCUUCUCUCAGUUAGUAUGGUUUGCAAGUCGCUGCAUAUGACUGUCUGUGAUGACUCGCUACUGUGGAGACAUAUCCACAUUUCUCAACCCUUGAAUGAGAAGAUCAAUGAUGAGGCUCUUCUGCAGUUGACCGAGCGUGCUCAGGGCACUAUGCAGUGUUUGAGGCUCGUAGAUUGCUCGAGAAUUACAGAAGAUUGUCUCAAGCAAGUGCUAGAACGCAACCCACAAGUAGUUAAGCUUGGCGUGCCUGGAUGUAUAAGGAUCACAAUCGAUGGUGUAAUGAGCAUCUUGAGAGAUCUGAAGUCUGCGGGAAAGCUUCAAGUGAAGCAUUUGGAAAUCGGUGGCCUCUUUGGAGUUACCAAAGAUCACUAUGAUGAACUGUUUGGUUUGUUAGACAUAGACGAUGAUGUGGAGCAGUCCAUACAGAAGCCACGUUAUUACCAUAGAGGAUACUCAAGUGCAUCCUGCGAUGAUAACGAGGGGAUAGAUAUUGAGAUGUGUCCAAAGUGUCAGAACUCGAGGCUUGUGUAUGACUGUCCAGCAGAAGAUUGUAAAGGGAAGGAGGAAUGUCGCGCUUGUUCUCUUUGCAUACAGAGGUGUUUUCAGUGUGGUCGGUGCAUCAAUGACAGCGAAUAUGAAGAAACCUUUUGUCUGGAGUUUUUGUGCUCUGAUUGUUCUAAGCCGUCCCCUAAGUUACCUCUCUAGGUAGAAAAUCCCAUCUGAGCCUUUCUUUUCAUUCUGAAUUGAAUGGCUCAGUUCUUUAUGGGCAAGCUUGUCCAUGAGUGUUAGGUUAUAUGGUAUUCUGUACAUAUAUUAGUAUGGCUUUAUUUGGUUUGGAGAAGUCAAAAAAGGGAAAAAAGAGUCGUCGAAUAGUUUGUAGGUGAAGACUAAACAAAGAAGUCUGUAAUGGGUGUAAUGGCAUCGAUGGUAAUCCGCUUUUAGUUUUAGGUUGAGAAACAAGUUACGGGAUGAGUUUGUCUGCUGUCUCGACUGGGACUUACACGCUACAUGUUGAUGGUUUAUUUGUUUGGAGAUAGUCAACAAGUAAAAAGGAAAAGACUAUGUAAAAGAAAGUUCCGAAUGGUAAGAGUAGUGUGUUUUGCAGCAGGCGGUGUGAUUUGUCAGCUGUUUUGGUGGCUGAAUUUGGAGGGUAAAGUAUUAAGAGGUUUUCCGGAUUGAUGGUACACUGAUGAAGACAUCUAAGAAGACCAUAAGAUCUGUAUUUUGGUUUAUUUUGUUUAAGAAAGUCGGGAAAUGGCUUAUUUGGUUUGAGAAAGUUGGGAAAAGAAAAGAUGGAGACGGCUGUUUGGUGUGCAGUUAAUUGGAAGACUACACAAGAAGAGACUACACUGUGUAUUGAUGGUAUUGGUAUUGUUGAAGGCAUCAGACGAGAAUAUAGGACUGAGAAAUUGAUGAUGUAAGAAGAGGUCUCUGGUUUGUAGAUGUGAGGGCAUACUAUAGUGUGGGCUUUUUUAGGUUUUGAGAAAGCGAGGAAAAGGAAAGAUUAUGAAUGCAGAAUGUUAAAAUCGAAGAAAGUGACGAGAGUAGUGUGGUUUGUCACCCUAUUAUGGUGGCUCGUGAGUUUGGGAAUUGAUUGUGCUAUCGAGAUUAUUUGGGGUUACUGGUACUCUACUGAAGCCAUUAUAGGAAGACAGCAAGAUUGACACUUAGGGUAAGAACCAGAUGAUCAUCAUUUGUGCUAUGUAAGGUGUGAAGGACAUGGUUAGUCUGCAUUCUUGACCGAGAUCUUAACUCCAUGUUGAUCAAGGUGUGACUUUUGUGAAAUAUUUGCUCAAUGGAUGUGAGCUUCAACUAUCUAGGAACUUAUUUAUUAAAAUAAAAUGUUAUGUUACAUCGUUUGUUUAGUAAUAAUUGUCAUAAAAUAAAGAUUUCUUUGGGUUUGGACAUCCAUUUGGCAUUAAAAUAAGAAAUAAUUAUUUGUAACUUUGAUUGUGCUCCAAAAAAAAAAAAAAGUUGUAAGUUUGAAUUGUUUUCUGUAUAUGCAACUAAAUAAACAAAUUUAAGAUUAAG